AGUCGCCCGCUAGGACUUCCGGUUUGAGAGCUGGAAUGCGAGGCUGGAGAGCCGGGGCCCGGGCCCGACCCUAAGAGGGUGAGGCUGGCCCGGGGGCAGAGAUGCGAGUGGGUUGAGGGGCAGCCCCGAGAAGGAGACGCUCCCAGGGGUGGCCGGAAGGUGCUCUCAGGGCGCCUUAGCCCAGUCGGAGGCCUCUGGAGGAACCGUACGACGGCCCCGAGAGUGACCUGGCCAGAGGGACCGAAGACAAAGAGGCCGGAAUCCCGCACCCGCCGCUCCUUGAGCCGAGUCCCGCUCCCGCGAACCCCGCAGCACCCGGAGCCUCUGGCCAGCAACCGAACUCGUCCUCAGGAGACCCAUUACUACUGCCCCCCUCGGACUCCCUCUCUCCACCAACUCAGUGUGACUCCCCACGCCCACCGGCCCUCGCUUCAGGAACCAAAACCAAUCCUCCCAAUGCGCGAGGUUUCCUGUCAGUAGUGCCCGAAUAGUUGCUGUGAGCGGUUACUUACGCUGUGAGGGAAAACAAAGAUCCAGUAUUCAGAGGAAACUCUUCUUACAGUUGAGAGACUCAUCUGCAGGUGAUUCUCCAAGGACAUGGGAAAAUAGGUGUAAGCCCUCGAACCCUUAAGUGGAGGGGAGCUGCUUUCUGCUGUGAAUGAUGGCCAAACCCACUCUGAGAGGGAAUGGCACUAACUCUGAGACGUUCCGACAGCGCUUCAGGAGAUUUCACUACCAGGAGGUAGCUGGGCCCCGGGAGGCUUUCAGCCAACUCUGGGAACUUUGCUGUCGUUGGCUAAGGCCGGAGGUGCGCACCAAGGAGCAGAUUGUAGAAUUGUUGGUGCUAGAGCAGUUCCUGACCAUCUUACCUGGGGAGAUCCAGAAUUGGGUACAGGAGCAAUGUCCAGAAAGUGGAGAGGAGGCAGUGGCUCUGGUGGAAGAUUUAGAAAGAGAGCCUGGAAGACCUGGACAUUCGGUCACAGUCUCUGUGAAGGGGCAGGAAGUGCGCUUGGAGAAGAUGACACCCCUGAAAUCAUCACGAGAGUUAUUAAGUGUUCGGCAGGAGUCAGUGGAACCCCAGCCCAGGGGUGUAACCAAGAAAGAGAGGGCAAGGAGCCCAGACCUGGGACCACAGGAGCAGAUGAACCCAAAGGAGAAGCUCAGACCUUUUCAAAGGAGCGGAUUUCCAUUUCCUAAAUCCGGUGUGGUCUCCAGGUUGGAGCAAGGAGAGCCAUGGAUCCCUGAUCUGGGCUCCAAGGAGAAGGAACUCCCAAGAGGCAGUCACACAGGAGAUAGACAAAUGCAUGCUGAUCUGUUAUCACCCAAGAGAGAGAGAAGAAGCUGGGUGGACCAGGAUCACUGGGGCUUUGAGGAUGAGAAGGUAGCAGGUGUGCACUGGGGCUACGAAGAGACCAGAACUCUCCUUGCAAUUCUCAGUCAGACUGAGUUUUAUGAGGCUCUCCGAAACUGUCAUCGAAACAGCCAAGUGUAUGGGGCUGUGGCUGAGCGGCUCCGGGAGUAUGGCUUCCUUCGGACCCUGGAACAGUGUCGGACCAAGUUCAAGGGUCUCCAGAAGAGCUAUAGGAAAGUCAAGAGUGGUCAACCACCUGAGACCUGCCCCUUCUUUGAAGAGAUGGAGGCCCUGAUGAGUGCCCAGGUCAUUGCGUUGCCCAGUAAUGGCUUGGAAGAGGCAGCCUCUCACUCUGGCCUGGUAGGCAGCGAUGCCGAGACUGAGGAGCCAGGGCAAGGGGACUGGCAGCAUGAGGAAGUGGAAGAAGCUAUGGCUGAAGAGUCUGACAGUGAUGAAAUGGGCCAGGAAGCCACCCCCCAAGACCCUGACAACUCAACUGCACCUGUUCUUUUUCGAAGCCCAAGUGGUGUACACUGGGGCUAUGAAGAAACAAAGACUUACCUUGCAAUUCUUAGUGAGACUCAGUUCUAUGAAGCCCUCCGGAAUUGUCACCGCAACAGCCAGUUGUAUGGAGCAGUGGCUGAGCGCUUAUGGGAAUAUGGAUUCUUAAGGACACCAGAGCAGUGUCGGACCAAAUUUAAAAGCCUACAAACCAGCUACAGGAAAGUCAAGAACGGCCAAGCACCAGAGACCUGUCCCUUCUUUGCAGAGAUGGAUGCUUUGGUGAGUGCCAGGGUUGUUGCCCCGCCCAGUGACAGCCGGGAAGAAGAGACAGCCUCUUGUCCCAUCCAGGAGACCAGUGAGACCGAAGCUGAGAAGCAAGCUGAGGCGGCAGAAGAGACCAUAGAAGAAGAUUCUGAAGAUGAUGAAGAGGAUACUGAGGUACCCCUGGGGGUUGUCAUGACCCGUGCUCCAGUCUUAUUCCAGAGCCCCAGUGGUUUUGAGGCUGGAUUUCAUAAUGAAGAGAAUCUAAAACGAGAUAUUUCUGAAGAAGUACAACUACAUAGAACAUUACUUGCAAGGUCUGAAAGGAAAGUUUCCCGGCAUCUUACUCAGGGUAAAGGUGGUGAGAGUGAAUGUAGAUCAGGACAACAGUGGGAAAAGACCCCAGGGGAGAGAAGAGGAAAACCAACACCCCCCGAGAGGAGUCUAGGUAAAGUUCUAAAUCAUCAGAGACCUUACUUGGGAGAGAGACCCUGUAAAUAUCUCAGAUACAGCAAAAGCUUUGGUCCCAACUCCCACCUCAUGCAUCAGAUAUCUCAUCAAGUGGAAAAUCCAUAUAAAUGUGCUGACUGUGGGAAAAGCUUCAGUCGGAGUGCACGCCUCAUUAGACACCGGAGAAUCCACACUGGAGAGAAACCUUAUAAGUGUCUUGACUGUGGGAAAAGUUUCCGUGAUAGUUCAAACUUCAUCACCCACAGGAGAAUCCACACAGGAGAAAAACCGUAUCAAUGUGGUGAGUGUGGAAAACGCUUCAAUCAGAGCUCAAGCCUUAUAAUUCACCAGAGAACCCACACAGGAGAAAAGCCCUAUCAAUGUGAAGAGUGUGGAAAAAGCUUCAACAAUAGUUCUCAUUUCAGUGCACAUCGGAGGAUACACACAGGAGAGAGACCCCAUGUGUGUCCUGACUGUGGAAAGAGUUUCAGUAAGAGUUCUGACUUACGUGCACAUCAUAGGACCCACACAGGAGAGAAACCCUAUGGGUGUCAUGACUGUGGCAAGUGCUUCAGUAAAAGUUCCGCUCUUAAUAAGCACCGAGAGAUCCAUACACGAGAAAAACUUCUGUCACAGUCAGCACCUAAGUAAGCCCCUGAGAAUUUAAAGAAAAGAUAAAUGCAUUGAAAUUGUUUGAAAAAGUCUUCUAAUAGUGAUGGUCUCCUAUUCCCUGCCCAACUAGCUUAGGAAACACUCUUAGAUUUACCCCACUCUGUUCCCAUGUUUUUCCUGGAUCUAUCAAUUCCUAAGGUAGUCAUCUUAAGAAUGACAGGAAGAUUUCAGUCCCUCUCCUUGCCUUCAUUGGAAAUGACAGGUAACAUUUUUACCACUCAGUGCCUAUGUUGUUCCCUUAAUAGAGAGGAUGCAGUAGUAGAUCCCAUGUAUUUAUUUAUCCUGUUAUUCAGCUGCAUUUCAACUGGAAAAACCUAUCACAGCAGCAUUUCAGGGAGUUGUGAGACUUUUCUGAGUGGGUCUAGCUCUUUAUGCAAGAAAGUGGCAUUUCCUGUUCACAUAAGCCUGUGCUCAGAAUGACAUUUUCAUGCACACUCUUCAUUUACCUUAAAGGAGAGUUUAAUAUCCAUCUUGGUUCUGACCUAUGAAUCAUCUUAUCAAAAGCGUAGGUGUUCUAUAUGGGGAAACUGUAAACCUUAUAUAAAUAUUGAGGUGUGAACCCUGGAUUUCUUUAUUUUUUCUAACCCCUAGAAGAUCUGGAAUAGAAUAAUACAUUUAGAGCAUCUAGUUUGAUUUUUUUUUUUCCUUCUGUUCCGUCUCAAUCUGAAUUUCAUCUGUCCCUUCUGGUCCAGUAGUGCAAAGAGCAAGCCAGAUGGAUAUGCUGAUAUGAGAGAAGGCAGUUAGAGCUGCCAAUAGGGGAUUUUCUGCAUUCCACACGCUCCAAACACCUAGUUUAGUGUUAUACAGCACCCCAUGGGCGCUCAAUACUAACCUGCACUGAGCAGAAACCACUGCCAUGUACCCAUGGAUUAGGAAACAGACCACUCUGUGCCAACUCUUUACCCUAAUAGCAAGGAGGACAGAUUAUCUUUGGUCACUGGAGUUGCCAAUACUCGCACACAUGCAUGUGCACAUACUCAACUGUAUAGAUCCAUUUUUAAAAGUUCUUCAAACACAAGUGUAAUUCUGAUCUGUAUAAUCAAAUAGUACUGAAUUAAUUGCCCAUCUAUUCAUAGUAGUAUGAUGAGCCCUAUACAGCACAAGGUAAACAGACCCUGUCCUUGUUCUUACAGUCUAAAACAGAUGACACUGACAUGGACAAAUAAUAAAUGCACAUGUAGAGCUGCAGCAGUUUUAGAGAAAUCUAGAAAUCUAGUAACAUUUUGCAUAAAUGUUAAGGUCUAAUGCAUUAUAGUUUUCUAUAAGAAAAAUGUGGGAGGUAUUUUCUUUUUAUUCAGGAAGGCUUCAUGAAACAGCAAGUGUUCAAAGGAAGGAAAGUUACCAGGUAAAUUAGGGUGGGAUGAACUCUCCAAAACUAAUCACAAAACUAAGUGCUGAGUGGGUGAGAAAUGGGAAAAUUCGAGAGCAAGGUGUUUUAUGCAGAUGGAGCCCAGGGCAAAAGACAGACUGUAAGGAAAGUUAGACAAAGCUUGGAGCAGCACAAAAUCUGAGGAAUAGUAUGAUCUAGGCUAUGCACAAGGCAGAGAACUGCCUUAACUGGAACAUGGAGUGCCAGAGGCAGAUCAGGAGGUGGUGGUCCCCAUCCACCUAUAAUAAAUCAGAUACUGUGCUGUACUUUUUGAUGAAAGAGCCAGCUCAUACUGGGGAAGAAUGAGCAGUUUAGGAGUCUAGCUCCUAUGGGAGACAAAGGUCAGAAAUUAAUAUCUUGAGAAGAUACUUCAGUGGGCAGGUCUGAGGAAGGAGGAAUGUGAACAGAUGGCCAAGGCCUGGGAUAAGUAGCUGUUUCAUAUUCACAUUUAAUCAGUCCUGUGGCUGGAAUGAGAUAUCAAAGAGGAGUGGGGAUACAGAAUAUUCUGUAAUUCAUAGCUUGCUGUGUUAGAUGAGAGGUUGAUUAGGGUUCUUGUGUUGAGGGAUCCUACUACAAAGAAUCUCCUAAUGUUUAUUAGGAGGAGAUCGUGUCUCAAUUAUGUGGCCUAAGCAGACAGGAAGAUAGAAGAAACAUUAGUCUAAAGCAGUGCCUCAGGAUCUGAGAUGGUUUAGUAAGUAUGUUUUUAAAUGUGUGUUUUUUGAUAUGAGAGAUUACUGUCUUUAGUAUAUUUAUGGAAAGUUGUGUGUAAAAAGCACUGGUUGGGGUAUCAGCAGAUAUGAAUUCUGGUUCCAGAUGUCUUGUGUGUAAGUCAACCUGUUUCCAUCUCCCUUUCUGUAAAGCAGAAUAAUGUUUACACCUUAAUCUGCCUCUCAGGGAUACCAUGUUAAUAAAAAUUAUGUCUAUAAAGUACCCAGUGUUUCUUCAGGUGGUUUUUCCCCCUCCCCAAAUAUACAUGUGCAAAUUAUUAAGUUGUUGCUGCUAGGAAAAGAUAAAUUUUUAUCUGCUUUUUUGGCUCCCUGUGUGGCCUUACUUGAAGUAUGCCUGUUUGAAUCUUUAUUUUCUAGACUGAGAAACAAAUUAGGAUGUGGUAAAAGAGAAAUUAGAAUGAAAAUCCUUCCGUGGUGUCUGUAUCUGUAUCCAUUAGGACAGUGGCAUUAGGACCUGUCAUAACUGGGCAUGGAGAGUAAGUCUUACUUUAAAAGACCCAGGACCAGUCUCCUCUCCCCCCACCAACCUCCAGAUGAAGAGAAUGUACAUAAGGAAUAGGGCAAAGGCAAACUCUCUUACUGGGGAAAGCCCAUUUCUUAGACUAGCUUAACAAGCCAUUUUCUGCUACCCAGUCUGCCAUUGUGGAGGAUGGAAGAAGCAAGAAAUAGUCUUCAAACAUUCUAAGAGAAACCAAGGCCACUGUAGGUGGAGCAAGAGGAUCUGUGCACCCUACCAUUUUAAUACUCAUAAGACCUCUGUGGGGACAGACUGAGUGACAUGUAUAGCAAAGGAAGCAGGGAUGUAUUAGGAGGAGCUGGACAAUCAUCUCCUCAACACUUUUUUCCUAAUGCUGUUACUUAUUCUUCAUUUUCCCCACACUAUCAUUUCUUUUUAAGAUUUGUUUUAGAGAGAGAAAGUGUGCAUGUGGGAGUAGGGAAGAGGGGCAGAGGGA
This is a messenger RNA of Zalophus californianus (California sea lion), 6288 nucleotides long. It is a transcript of the gene ZSCAN29, whose product is annotated as zinc finger and SCAN domain containing 29. Gene Ontology annotation, molecular function: RNA polymerase II cis-regulatory region sequence-specific DNA binding; DNA-binding transcription factor activity, RNA polymerase II-specific. Bases 659 to 3217 code for a protein of 852 amino acids. The transcript is spliced from 6 exons. The record is from RefSeq and is a predicted model, not a curated record. Gene Ontology annotation, biological process: regulation of transcription by RNA polymerase II. NCBI's taxonomy places the organism in Eukaryota, Metazoa, Chordata, Mammalia, Carnivora, Otariidae.